AAAAGGGUGCCGCCAUAGAAAUCGACUUACCUUCACAGAAAUAACACUCACUUCAUUUUUAUCGCGACAACACAUAUGUUUAAAUGCACUAAUCGCAUCUAAAUUAAAUUAUCUAGACAUUGUCAGGAUAGAUUUUUGAUCCAUGCUUUUGAAAGCGUGAUAUUCAAUAAGCAAGUUGAAAUACGGCGUUUUCAGCUAUACAAUUCUUCCUUCAGAAAAAGACUUACCCGACCGCUAAAGUCAAUGAAUCAUUCUGAAAUUUUCACAGAAUAAUCUAAACUAAUUUUCUAAGAGAUUGUCAGUUGGGUUUUUUGAUAUUCGUCACCAUUUCUGAGAAAAUCAGAUUUGAAGCGUGAAAAAACACCUCUAAAUGUAUUAUUAACGGAUCUUCACGAUAGUUGAUUUUUAUCAUUCAAUUUGUAAUGUUUAAAAACAAGUAAUUACAUGGAAGAAAAAAGUACGGGUGUGUAAUGUCAGAGACAUAACUGAAUGUCGUGAAUACGAAUAAAACUGACACUCUUUCUUUAUACUUCCGAAUAUCAAUUAGUUGAUCGAUUGUGUUCAUUGUGCAAGCUUUCCCCUUUUUCACUUCUAGAAUUUGAAACAAUACACCUAAACUCAAGUACAGAUUAGUUACAUUGAACAUUCUGACAUACAAUUAAAUGUUACGAAAUAACCAGUAUAGUUUUUUAUGAUAAAAUAAUUGUGGUUCUAAAAGAAACCUUUUAUGAAGGCGUUCGUAAUGGAGAGUGACGAGUUGAGUUCGGAUCUAUUCUAAGUCGAUGCUAUGCAUUUAAAUAUAGCAAAUCAGCAGAAAAUUCUACUACAAACUACAACUGGUUGAAAAUGGGCUGUAAAUAGUAUAGCGAAGGAAAAUUUCGCAUAAUUCUUUGGGUAUUCAAUUAUAGUUCUAAUAACAACAUACAGAAUUUCUAUAUCGAUAAUUUCAUUUUGGAUUUGUAUAAUACAGUGAAAGAAACUAUUAAGAAGGGCAAAAUUUUGUAAUCCUCUAAGAUAUUAAACACUGUUUGGAUAUAAACGAUAUUAGACACUGUUGUGAAUCUUGCACUACAAAAAUUUCACAAAGCUAAUCAAAUUAUUCCAGAUUUGCACUAGAUUGAUGGUUUUAGUUACCGAAUUGCAAAGAAGCAAUCUUCAUAGUUCUUUAGAUAAAAUUUCGAGCAUUUAGCAUUUUGCUCCAAUGCAAACGACCAGCAGCAGGAUGACGUAAUUGAUCGUCUUUGAAGGGAAACUAGCUCUGCAACCUGGGCGUUUGUGGAUUUGUACCACACAAAAGGUCUGCGCUUUCAUUGCCGUCUGCUCCUCCUGACGACCGAAGUCCAAAUGGGAGCCCUACCUGAGCGUUUGAGGCUUUGUAUCACGCAAAAGGUCUUCUCUCAUUACUGGCGACUGCUGCUCCCGACGAUCGAAGUCCAAAGCAAAGCACGACCUAAGUAUUUGAGGAAUUAUACUUGGUUUGUUCUUAUUGAUAGUGGGAGAGCUUCACCUCGACAUCCACUUCCGUCUGAAGCACUAGAAGAAAUGAACGAUUUUCAAUCAAUGUUUACCUUUUAUACUCUUCCAGUAGAUAAUCGGAACUGAUAUGUGUUUGACUAUCUCAAAACCGUCGUCCGGGUGCGAAAAAGGCAAACAAGCUUGAUGAAUUUUUCUCAUUAUUUCCAAAAGUAUUAGAAAACGUUAUUUUUCAAUUAUUUAUGGUUAUCUCACGCUGUUGAAAAUUCAAUCACAAAUUCCUGAUCAUAUUUCCGAUAGCUUGUAGAAAAAAAUAUGUUGUUGGGUUGAGUACAUCAAAAGAUAUUCGCGAUAAAGUUCUGCCCAUUCUUGUACAGGGUAAAUUUUGAAAAGGCGCCCCAUAGUAAAGUAAGUCGUAUUCACGACAAAAAACGGAUAAAACUCAGAAGCUAGAUGGAAAUAGAUGAGAGAUCAUAUUGUCGUAAAAUGAUGAGAAAAUAUUUUUGAACAAAACUCUUUAUUGAAUGAAGAGAUAAUUGAAUAACCAGAUGUGAAACGUAGAAAAAAUCUGAUAACUGAAGGAAAAAAGAAACUCCUGCAAUUGUCGCCGUUUACGACAUGGGAUCAGGAACCCAGUGGAUCAAUUCUUGGUUAAGUUUUUUCCGCCAGAUUCCACACGGCAUCUUGGCUGGUCCUGUCCGAACAAAGAUAAUAGCCCCUUUUUAGCACAAACCGGUACCCUUGAGAUACCAAAAGUUAAAUGACUACAUUUGUUACAUUCGAAAUUAUUUGUGUCGUCCUUUUCAAUUGAGAUAAAUUGUAGAAUAUUUUGCAAUUGUCAAUUAGUAACUUUCAACAAAGAAAUGCUUACUGAAAUAAAACAUUUUAUUUUAAACUAGUACGUAUCGGGUUUGCGUUUAAAAAUUUUCUUUUAAAAAUGGUUGGGUCUCGGGUAUUUGAACCCAAACGAUUUCCUCGGGAUCUGAUCAGGUCCAGACUUAAAAAACAAAUUUUCGUCUUGUUUAGGUCUAAUACGGGUGAAGAUUUUCGUUUUUUUAUCGGGAAAGAAUCGAGUUCGAGUUUGGAAAAAAAUUCUUUCGGGUACGGGUCAGGUUCGGGCUAAAAAAUUGGUAAAAUCUUGACUGUUUAGGACGAAUGUGCUGAAUGGACACUCAUUCCAAUCGCGUCGAGUCAAUUCGACCGACUAACCUUAGCCGGUUAGAUUGAAGUCAUCAAAUAAAUGUCCUGUCAUGGCCAGCUGCGAUCGAUUUCCACUAGGAAAUUAAUGUUGAAAUGAUUUCUAGCCGGUAGUUUCUUUUUGGGUUCCAGUAGAGAUCGUCGAAUUCAAGGCAUUUGCAUUCGAAAACCGACCCGGACCCGUGCGCAAAUUGUUCGGGUCAGAUUCGGGUCCAGAAUAGAAAAUUUGUCGGAUUAGGGUCGGGUACCGAUAAAUUUUCAGUUUUCAUCGGGUACGAGUCGGGUUCGGAUUUGGAAAAAAAUACUUUCGGGUCCGACCAUCUCUAGUUUCCAGAGGCUUAAGCUUUUGCUGUACAGUACAUAAACUUGACUAUUUUCUAUGAAGAAGAUUUUUUUGAAUUCUGUAAAUCAGAUACAUAAAAAACUGAUUCACAUGUUUUGCAUCAUAUAACAGUUCACUCAGUUUCUAUCGAUUUUUACCAUUUUAUUCCAUACACAUGCACACUAUGAUCUAUAUGCACCCGAAAUAAGACAAGAUACACAAGAUAUUUACACAAUUGCAACCAUUCCAUAACAAUGACUCUUCCUCAAAAUGUAACACGUUCCGAACUCAGUACAGUCGUAGUUUCAAAGUUCUAACGAAAUGAAGAAAGAAAACGUGUGCGGACUACUUUUUCUAAGUCUAUUGAUUCAACCAUCGUUUGCAUUUUUCGGCCUAAAAGAAUCGUCGUAUUUCGCACCGUCGAUCGAUAUUUUUCUUGCCAGUGUGAAUUCCUACAGUACAUACUUUUCGAUCGGCUCGACGGUUAGCAGCUUAGCAAGUGUGACGUUCAAUUCGAUAACCUUAAGUGAUUUGUCAACUAGCUUCUACGAUACGUUCAAUGGGCUGUCCAAUCAAAUGACACAAGUGUUCAACGCCAUCAAGAAUGCAGCUAUCGACAAAUCCACGAACAUCGAUACACUUUUUACUACCAUCAAUGCGACUAUUGCAAACGCGAUAUCAUUCAUCUCAUCGAAUAAUCGAACUCUGUGGACAUCGGUACUGAGUUCCAGUACUCUGCCAGAUUUGAGUAACACAUUAUCUGCACUAGAAAAUAUCUCUCAAAAAUUGAAUAUGGAUAUCUAUCCAAAGUUACUCGUUCUCCGUGCGGCCAAUCCCGUUUUCGUAACUCCCGCAACUAUAUUUGCAACUCUGCCACAAACACUUCUUUCAGAUUUUGCCGGCAGUAUCCGACAAUUAAGUAAAUUCGAAAGCACUACCACUGUUCCUUUCAUUCAGUUUUUCAUACAAACGAUAACACUAGCAAACUCCAAUCUCGGAACAUAUAUAUCAACUAUGAGUACGAGCUAUUCCACUCUGGACACUACCGUCAGACAAGCAUGGCAAACGACGUCAACGCUUCCGGACACCUACAGCUCAUCAACUAAUUCUCUUUACCAACCGAUACAAUCUUUGGUCGAUACCUUCACGAAACUGAUGAAUGCGUUCACCGAUCUUUACCUUGGUUCUUCAGUAGAUACAGAUUCUCGUGCUGUGUCCAUGUUCAGGAAUAGCUAUAUCAACAAUGCUACAGAUCAAACCUCAUCAAUCCUCAAAAGAUUGGACUAUUUCCAGACAAAACUUAGUGACCAAAUAUUGAACUCGGCUAGCGACAUGCUGAGCUUCGGUGCCCAGUCAUUCGAAAAUGUUAGUCUGCUGAUGCUUCAGAAGACCAACGGAAUCGCAUGUGCCGGAACACCAACAGUUCAAUCGUUCGUUAACAGUUACUCGAAUGCCCUAACCGAUAUGAAAACUUGCUUGUCGGGGACUGCUUUUGAUUUCACAACACCUACCAACGCUCAGGUCAAAGUGGCAUCCAACAUACAAACGGAUGUGCUGUACUAUUUGCAGAUGCUGAAAGGAAUGCUUACCGGUGUGAACAAUAACAGUCCAGUUAAUACGCGGAUUGCAACGGAUGCCCGCAUAACGGCGUUCUUCAGUCAAUCGAGUGGCAUCAUCCAAACAUUCGGUCAACAGCUGGUCAACAUGUACGUGCAGCUGGCUUCUGAUUACGAUCUUCUGAUUGGACGAUCCAGUUAUUGCCUAGCUAGGAUCAACGCCGGAUGGAACAUGUUGGCUACGGACUUUGUUAAUGUUUUCAAGCAGUGCUGAAAAAUUUCGAAUAUCAACGAAUAAAUAAAAGAGAAAUCAAGCAAUAAAAUCUUUAUUCAGUUUCAUAUCGAAAUUGUAAAUAUGUACCUAUCUAUAUAUCAUGGACCAUUUAUACUUUUUGCCAAUUUUCUUAGGACAGCUUCGAUUCACUGUCCGAAAUACAACAUAAAAGCAAUCAAACAAAAUUACUGCAUAAACUACUUUAUGACAUCUCUUAUGUUACGUUUAAACCAAUAAAAUCUGUUAGCUAAU
This is a messenger RNA of Malaya genurostris, 5074 nucleotides long. RefSeq lists its product as uncharacterized. The record is from RefSeq and is a predicted model, not a curated record. The transcript has 3 exons. The coding region runs from base 3314 to 4822 and encodes 502 amino acids. NCBI's taxonomy places the organism in Eukaryota, Metazoa, Arthropoda, Insecta, Diptera, Culicidae.